AUGCUUGAAGAGCCGCCGACCGAGAGUCUUUCCCGGUGCCCGAGAUCUCCACGGCCUCAUGAGUCGCGGCUGCCUUCCAUCGUGGAGACCCAGAGCGAUGACUCGGCGCACGCUUCACCCGCCGCCCGCUCGCGCCGAAGCCUCUUACUGCCGCACUUCAGCCCGGUCCGCCGCACCUCCCUGGGGAACCUGCUGGGGGACGAGCUGCGCCAGUUCAACGCCCUGAGGCACUGCCGCUCGCCCAACCUCAGCCGCAGUAUCCCCAUGCCCGCCCUGUCCCCGCAGCCCCACCCCAGGCACCAGCACCCGGCCCCCACCUCCCCCAGGAUCUCCACCCGAGCCAAGUCCGAGGCCGAGCUGAAACCGUCCAAGCUUCUCAUCCCCACGGUCACCUGCCUCAGCCCCGCGGACCUCAGCCCCAGAGUCGUGGAUGGAAUCGAAGACGACCGACCUGCUUUUCAUUUCAACGUGGAGCACAACGAGCCCAAGGAGCGUCCCAGAGGCCUCAGCAGCUCCCAGGAAACAAAAAAGGCCACUUCCACUUUGCUCAUGGAAACUGAGGAAGUGCGAGAGACCAUCGGAGCGUUAAAUCAAAAGAUGGAAACGUUGAAUCUCGAAGUCUCGGAGCUCACCAAGAACCUCCACCGUAUGAUGCAUCUCCUGGAGGCUCACGUUUCCUCACAUCGCUUCCCCCCUCACCCCCACCACCCCCACCCUCACUCCCCCCACCCUCACCCCCACCCUCACCCCCACCACCCCCACCCUCACCCACACCACCCACCCCCCCACAGCACAGACACGGGGGGCCCUCAGACUCUCCCAGCCGCUCACCCCUCAGCAUUAUGGGGCUACGCAGUGCACAGUCCACGCUCCUCCAGCCCCACCGCUACUGCUGCUGCUGCUGCUGGUCCUCCUGGUCCUGGUCCUGGUCCUGGUCCAGGUCCUGCUGGUGCUGGAGGUCCCGGUGGUGGUCCUGGUGGUGGUCCUGGUCCUAGUCCUGCUGGUCCUCCUCCUCCUGCAGCUUCCAGACAGACUGUUGAAAGCAUAAGCAGUGUGGUCACGACCCACUCCUGGACCGGACCCUCUCUUCUCUGCUCGAGCCCCCAGAGCCUGGAGAGCUGUAGCCUCCUGAGCAGCUCCAUCAGCCAAUCACAGCCCACCUUGUGCCUGCAGCCCCCAAACUCUGACUACCGCCUUUUGUCCAGCGGGGAAUCCACACAGAGCCUUCAAUCCCAGUCCUUGACCUCGUACCCGCUGCUCUGCCCACCGCCCGAAACCACUCCUUUACUACAACGACCAGAGCGUCAUUCUUUUAACGUAACUACAAGCUUUCUGUCCGUGGCGCCGUCUCCACCAUCGCACCACCGGCUCGCUCCACGCUCCUCUUUGGAUCUCGGCAGGCUGAGGGGAGAGCGCCUGGACGGACAUGAGGGCCUGGAGUCCUUCUUGGCGACUGGAGGGUUCAAAGAGAGGCGAGAUCAAGGCAGCACGUCGUCUUUCCAGGCCGGCGGAGUCCAGACCCAGAACCCAGACUCGUCCUGGUGUCUGGACCUCACAGACUAA
This is a messenger RNA of Knipowitschia caucasica, 1563 nucleotides long. The record is from the annotation of a GenBank genome assembly. NCBI's taxonomy places the organism in Eukaryota, Metazoa, Chordata, Actinopteri, Gobiiformes, Gobiidae.